GACUUCAACGUUCUUCGCCUUGACCUCAAGCUCGGAUCACAUCACCCUUCAUCUUCAGCCGCCUCCCUCGUUUCUCAGCUCGAAAAGUCGUCUAUUGCCAAUCUUCUUGACGAGCGAAUCAAUACCUCUAUCAACCACGUUCGUAAACUACGUCUACGCGUUGAGGAUACCAGUUCAAAGGUUCUCGUCACUGGAGAUCUUAACGCCGGAAAAUCGACCUUUGUCAAUGCAUUACUACGACGAGAGGUGAUGCCCGUCGACCAGCAACCAUGCACAACUGCUUUUUGUGAAGUGCAUGAUGCCGCCGAGAACAAUGGUUUCGAAGAGGUCCACAUCUUGAGGGACGAUGUCACUUAUGAUCUGACGAACGAGUCGACAUUCACUCGGGCUUCCAUCGCCGACUUGGAGCAGAUUGUCGCUGACAAUGACGAACAUCAACCCAAGAUCAAACUCUAUCUUGCCGACACCCGGGCUCCAUCGGAGUCGCUCCUCAACAACGGUGUCGUUGACAUUUCUCUCAUCGACGCCCCUGGCUUGAAUCGCGACAGCCUGCACACAACGGCUGUUUUCGCCCGUCAGGAGGAAAUUGACGUCGUUGUCUUCGUCGUCUCAGCAGAGAACCACUUCACUUUAUCUGCAAAAGAAUUCCUCGAGACCGCCAGCAACGAAAAGGCAUAUCUUUUCAUAGUCGUCAACAAGUAUGAUCAGAUCAAGAACAAGGAAAAAUGUCGUCGUUUAGUGCUCGAGCAAAUCAAGGAGCUCAGCCCUUGCACGUACGAAGAUGCCGAGGAUCUUGUCCACUUUGUUGACUCGGCCUCGGCACUCCAGCCAUUUAUCGCCAACCCAGCCUUUGACGACCUUGAGCAAUCACUCCGGUCCUUUGUCCUUGUUAAGCGGUCAAAGUCUAAACUCCACCCUGCCUCCACCUACCUUUCCAACCUUCUCUCCGACAUCGAACUUCUUGCAGGGGCGAAUGCCAUUGUUGCUGAUGCCGAGCUCCAGCGCGCUCGCGAUGAUCUGUCGCAAGCUAGGCCAGUCCUCGAAAAGAUGAAGGAGGGACAUGAUAAUCUUGAAGAGGCUCUGGAAGCGGUGGAAGAGACAGGUGCUGGAAAGGCCAUAUCACAAACCAGGACGGUUCUCAACAAAGCCCUCGAACGCGUUGGGCAGGGUAACCUGGGCGUUGAUAAGCCGCUCAUUCCCAUGCCGUCAUACCCUGGGCUUCUAGGAAUUUGGGGUUAUGUCCGUGAUGUUCGCCGAGCUCUGCUUGCCAGUUUGGACGCGGCUGUCAGGUUAGCGGAGGAUGAAGCGCGCCAGCUCACCUCCAACGGAGUUGGCGAGAUCAAGGCUCUUGGAGAUCAGCAUCUGCCUGAGGGCGUUGAGAGGAGCAGGAGAGUAUUCAUGCCGGAGGCGAUGUUCAGCCUUACAAGGAAGGCUGGUAAAGGCAUGAAAAACAGGCGAUCAUCGUCACACAACAACAUUGGAGAUUCGAGUCCAAGCGCAUUAGGCCUCUUUAGCGUUGGCCUUGGUGCGCUGACCAUGGUUGGCAGCCAGGCAAUCGGUGUAAGGGGCGUAAUUGAAGGCAUUGUCCGUAUCGCAGACCUCUUCGAAAAUGAAUCCACCCGCAAGUGGGCUGCAACCGUCUUUGGAGCAGCCACUAUUGGCAUGACGGCGUACCUCGUCAUGGAACUUCCAAGCUCCAUCCCUCGCACGGUCGGUCGCAGGGUGAAGGCGUCCGUGACUGAGGUUCAUUUUGUUGAUGCUCACGCUGGACGGAUCAGUCGUGAGACGAGGAAAGUGUUGCGUCUUGCCUCGUGGGAUUUGAGGGAACGGUUCAGGGGUGCUAUGGAGGAGCGAGCGAAGGAGGUGAAAGGUUGCGAGGAGAUGGAGAAACGAUCGUUGCGUGCCAAAGAGAAAUUCGAAGGCUUUACUCAGCGAACUGGUGAGAUCAGGGGGCACGCACAGUUGGAGAGCAUUGGUGUCUAA
This is a messenger RNA of Laccaria bicolor S238N-H82, 1983 nucleotides long. RefSeq lists its product as uncharacterized. Gene Ontology annotation, cellular component: mitochondrial outer membrane. The transcript has 3 exons. Gene Ontology annotation, biological process: mitochondrial fusion. Gene Ontology annotation, molecular function: GTPase activity; GTP binding. The annotation marks the transcript as partial. The record is from RefSeq and is a predicted model, not a curated record. NCBI's taxonomy places the organism in Eukaryota, Fungi, Basidiomycota, Agaricomycetes, Agaricales, Hydnangiaceae.